Molecule: messenger RNA, 1844 nt
Organism: Betta splendens (Siamese fighting fish)
Lineage: Eukaryota; Metazoa; Chordata; Actinopteri; Anabantiformes; Osphronemidae
Product: glycosyltransferase family 92 protein F13G3.3-like
Exons: 5
Coding region: 185-1534 (449 amino acids)
Source: RefSeq, a predicted model, not a curated record
AGAGGUACGAGGUGUGGCCAGUACCGCCCAUGGGAUGAAAAAAGGAAGGCAGUUGGCACUUGCCCAAACCAGAAAGACAAAGAAAAGCACCAGGACACAAACAUGUACUUGAGUCUCACAACCUGAGGACUAUACCAGCGGCCGAUGCAGAUCUGGGAUUGGAGUCAGCCCUGAUUUUGGCUGGAUGGAUAGGAAAAAGAAUUUAAGGGGGGCGUUUCUAGUAGUCUUUAUUACCACUGUUAUCUCGAUCAUCAUCUUCUUGACCAAUGUGAGAACACCCAGGAUAUUUAAUUUAAUCCCACAGCCACACGGGCCUGUGAAACUGGACUUACCUGAAGUGUCUGACCAGACCAUUACCCCACUCAUCAAUACAAAGCACUUACUGGUGUCAGCCUUCAUGGACCAGAGGGUCACCGGCUUUGACAUACGCAUCAUUGGCAUAUUUAGGAGAGACUCCAUCCAAUCACUUUACUGCAUUUUCCUCUGUCAUAGUUCUCCUUUCUUCAUAUCAAACACAACUCCAACAAACAUACAACAGGCAGACCACUAUGAUUUUCCCUUCACCGCUACAUUUGUCAUGUGUCAAAUUCCUCAGAACUGCGAUGCUACACAUGUCGCUCUUCUGACACAACCGGAUAAUGUGAAGGACUUAAAUCAGACUUGGCUUCCAAUAAGAAACAAAGUGGCGACAAAGAAGGAGGAUGACUUUGAGUUUGACUUCACAGUCUGUGUCUCCAACCUGUUCGGUGGAUACAACAAUGUGCUUCAGUUUGCACAGACGCUGGAGAUGUACAGGCUGCUUGGUGUGGGCAGAGUGGUGAUCUACAACACCAGCUGUGGUCCAGAGCUCAACCGCCUGCUGCACAGCUACAGCCAGGAGGGCUUUGUGGAGAUGGUCCCAUGGCCGAUCGACAAGCACCUGAAACCGGCAUGGGGCUGGAAUAUCUUAGAGCACCCAGGGGACGUGCACUACUUUGGCCAGGUGACCACGCUCAAUGAGUGCAUGUACAGGUCUAUGCGUCGCUCACGCUACGUCCUGCUGAACGACAUCGAUGAGAUCAUCAUGCCGUACCAGCACGACAACCUGACGACCCUGAUGGACACGCUCCAACCGCAGCAUCCCAAUACAGGAGUUUUCUUUAUUGAGAACCACAUCUUCCCCAAGAAACACUUUGAGCCAAGUCAGCGGUUUCACCUGCCUCAGUGGAGCGGCGUGCCGGGAAUUAACAUCCUGGAGCACGUCUACAGGGAGGAACCAGACAGGACCGCAUACCAACCUUACAAGCUGAUAGUUCAGCCAAGGAUGGUGGAGGAGACGUCCAUUCACGAGAUGCGGAAGAAUUUUGGAGAACGGUUCAAGGUUCCACCGGAGGUUUGUCGGAUCAUUCACGUCCGCGUGCCUCUGCAGGGCUCAUUGACGCUGGAGCAGCUGAAGGUGGACAAACGACUUUGGGAUUUCCAUGAAAGAAUGAUUCCCAAUGUGGACAACGUGCUGAGGAAAGUGGGACUGCUGAGCUCAGACCAGCAGAAGUGAUGACUGAGUGGAUCCAAAUGCUUUUUAUAUUGUUAUCAAGGGAAGUGGUGGUACUGUUACUGUUAUAAAUGAUGAUACCUGCUGGUGGACUGAUUUCUUUGCACAUAAUGAUUUGCACAUAACGUAAUAGCUCUUUAUAGUGUUUUGAUUUUUUAUUGAGGUACUGUAAAUUAAUGAAUCAGAGGGAGAGAUUUUUAUUUAUCUUUAUGGGUUUUACCUUAUCAUGACGUGACAUAUUUUGCUUUUUGAACUUCUUCUGUGGGUUCCUGUGCAUCGCUCUCUCUCGCUAUUAAAUGUUCAACAGACUCUA